UUUCUCAUCUUUCUUCUCAUAAUUAAUAAUACAGUUAUGGCAAAGCCUCUUCUAAUUUUUGUAGUUUUGAUUCUAAUUAGUCUAAUUAUAUGUUCAAGUUCAGCUACUAACUACAUUGUGGGUGAUAGUUCUGGCUGGGAUAUUAGUACUGAUCUUGAUACAUGGUUAGUAGGAAAGAAAUUCAAGAUUGGAGAUCUACUCAUGUUCCAAUAUUCAUCGUUCCAUAGUGUGUCCGAGUUAACGAGGGAGAAUUUCGUGGGGUGCAACACGAGCAACGUGCUCGAUUCGAGUAAAAAUGGCAACACAACCUUCUCAUUGGCAAAGGCAGGGGACAGAUACUUUGUUUGUGGUAAUAGGCUACAUUGUCUUGGAGGAAUGAAACUUCAUGUAAAUGUAGAAAACGCAAAUGUUACAGCAGUAUCCCCUGCUGCUGCACCACCAGAGAAAGGGCCCUCUUUUUCCCCUUCUUCAAAGAGCAAAAAUCCAUCAGUUGUUCCUAAUUUUGCUUUGUCUGAUAUUCAUGUUGGAUUGGAUUCUAUGGUACUUGUAAUUCUUGGCUUUUUGUUCUUAACAUUUUCACUUAUGUAAACUAGAGGAUUUUUCAUAAUCAAAAUAGAUUAUUUGUUUGUAUAUCGGCUCUUCUGGCAAGUCUUGUUAUCCCUAUGGUCGUCUAUCUCUCGAGUUGGAACAAAUUACUAUGAUU
Solanum dulcamara is the source of this 703-nucleotide messenger RNA. RefSeq names its product stellacyanin-like. Gene Ontology annotation, molecular function: electron transfer activity. The transcript is spliced from 2 exons. The coding region runs from base 37 to 588 and encodes 183 amino acids. NCBI's taxonomy places the organism in Eukaryota, Viridiplantae, Streptophyta, Magnoliopsida, Solanales, Solanaceae. Gene Ontology annotation, cellular component: plasma membrane. The record is from RefSeq and is a predicted model, not a curated record.